Messenger RNA from Cladocopium goreaui, 882 nucleotides. The record is from the annotation of a GenBank genome assembly. Lineage: Eukaryota; Dinophyceae; Suessiales; Symbiodiniaceae.
AUGGGUGCGGACGACUUGGAUGCGGAGACGCUCAAGCGAUUAAAGCGUGAGGCUGCCAUCCGCUCCAAAGAGCAAGACUUCGAACGCAGAAAGAAGGCUGAAGAGCGGAAGAAGCGCGAACAACUCCAGGCUUUAAGGGAAGAGUAUGAAGCACAGCAGCAGAAGCGAGAGCAAGAGAGGCUCUCGCUUCUGAAGAAGCAAACCGAGCUCAGAGCCCGAAAGAAGGCCGAGAAUGAUCGGUUGAACGAGCUUCGAGAAAAGAACAUUAAGAAGCGACACAAGGCUUGGCGAGCCCGCGCAGAUGCUGAGAUCCAGCACAUCAAAGAGGACCAGGCUGCUGAAGAAGAACGUUUAGACGAGGCCAUCGCAGCGGCCCGGCAGCGAAAGGCAGAUCGUCAAGAAGCCAUUCGACAAGAGAAAAUGGACAAGCAGACCAAACAAGAGGAGCUGGACAUGUCUCGUGCCGAAGCGGAGAUCGAACGCAGCAAGAGACGGGAUCUCCGGGCCAUUAAUCGUGUUGACCAGCUCAAGAUGGAAGCGCGUGACGAAUUGGAGUCCUUCAUCCAGAAUCCAUACCCAGUGCCGUUGAAGCAGGUGUUGGCUGGCCGGCUGCGACCCGUGCCGACGGUCACCGAGCUUCUAGCGGCUUACAAGGACCAAAGAGAGGACCUGGAGCAGCUGGAGAAAGAAGACAUCCCCAUGAGGGCACAGCUUUGCAACCAGAGUAUCUUCCAAUACGUCCGCGACAUUCAGAUGAAGGCCGAGGCGGAAAGAAUGCGGCCGCCGGAGCCAGUGGCUGGCGAUCUCCUUCGCACCGUGGGAAAGAAGAAGCAGGCACCAACCUCUCCUGUACGCCGCAGCAAGAAGAACGUGAGAAACUGA